AUGUUGUCUGCCAUCAUGUCAACUGACCAGGCUAAGUCGCACCUUAGCACGGAGUCUCCUCCGGACUCGACUGCCAAAAAAUCACUCAGCCUUCCUUACAACCCUGUUCCUCCACCCCAUGGACCCAACCGCCGCUAUAUCUUCGGAGUCUACAUCCCAAAUAACGUUCUCGACAAGAGAUGGCACGAACUCAUGCCAGCCGAGCUCGAAUACCCCAGCGAAGAGUCCCUACCGAACGUCAGAAUUGGGUUCGCGAUGAGUUUUCCCCGAUGGGUAUCAUAUCAUCACCGUGAAAUCCAACCAACGCACAAAUACAGGUCUGCCUCCGCCUUACAAUCAACCCCCUCCUCUCGAAAUAGUUGA
Marasmius oreades (fairy-ring Marasmius) is the source of this 363-nucleotide messenger RNA. RefSeq lists its product as uncharacterized. The coding region runs from base 1 to 363 and encodes 120 amino acids. Lineage: Eukaryota; Fungi; Basidiomycota; Agaricomycetes; Agaricales; Marasmiaceae. The record is from RefSeq and is a predicted model, not a curated record. The transcript is spliced from 2 exons.